Messenger RNA from Dreissena polymorpha, 10191 nucleotides. Its product is annotated as fibroblast growth factor receptor 1-like. The transcript is spliced from 16 exons. Bases 36 to 2381 code for a protein of 781 amino acids. Gene Ontology annotation, molecular function: ATP binding; transmembrane receptor protein tyrosine kinase activity. Lineage: Eukaryota; Metazoa; Mollusca; Bivalvia; Myida; Dreissenidae. The record is from RefSeq and is a predicted model, not a curated record. Gene Ontology annotation, biological process: positive regulation of kinase activity; protein phosphorylation; multicellular organism development. Gene Ontology annotation, cellular component: signaling receptor complex.
CAAAGUGUUGCAGUGAACCAGAGCAGACGGACGUCAUGUUAUUUUUUGUUGUGAUAUUUGUUAUUGGAAUUUCAGGCCCAUUAGUGCUUGGACAGUCAAAUGGGUUAAUCAUGGAAAUGCGUAACGCAGUAUACAACGUUGGUGACAACGCCACGUUUUUCUGCAUCAUGCGAGUAAACACCACUCAAGGUCUACAGCACAUCAAUCAGACCCAGUAUAUCGAGUGGAGCUUCAGACCAAUUGCCUCAAACAAACCGCACUUGAUUCUAGCCCCUGACCAAAAUGUUGCGUCGGUGUUAAAAUCAUCUGAUAGUACGAAGCGAGAAGACAUGGGGCAGGCUGGUUACCUUAGUGAUGUGAAAUAUGCGCGAGACUUUUGGCGUGACCUGACCAUCAGGAAUGUGCGUAGUGAGGACGCAGGCACCUACACCUGUCGACACACGCAGUACAACAUGGCAGUGUCCGCAGAGCUGUAUGUUGUUGGCUAUGGGCCAAACUGCUACAAGAAUAGCAAUGCAACUGUAUUCUAUGAGGGAAAGAACAUGACCUUUACUUGUGAACUUGGUUUCCAAGGUAACCAGCCUCCAGUGUUGUCAUGGUUGAAACCUAAGCUGCAUGUUGACCUGCAACAUUUGUACGAGGAAAGUGACAACACUCCCAAUAGGGUGUCCAAGAGCAUCACAAUGCGUCUAGAGUCAAUGAUUGACGGCAAACUGUUCCAGUGUACGGCAGAGUUCAUGAACAUCACCAGCAAGAUGGCCUGUGACACCAUGCUGCCUCCCCAGAGUGUCCAGUAUGCCCCGUUCAUCACUCACCUGCAGACGUACCCAAAGACGGACGCCAGGAAUGUCACAGUGACGGCUGGGUCCAACCUCACCAUACUCUGCUUCGCUCACAGCAACCCAGACUGCCUGUACAAGUGGAGCCAAACCACUACACUGCCGACAGGAAAGGUGUCGCAGACGGAGCUGCCUUGCAAGGAGAACCAUUGUCACCUGACGGACGUGCAGUGUGCCCAGUCUGGGGUCUACAUGUGCCACGUCAGCAAUAUCGUCAUGGGAACCGUGAGGACCGCAAAUAAGACACUCACACUCACUGUUGUGUCCUCGUCCACCCAGACUUGUCCCUUAAUAACAACCAACAAACCAGUCGAAUCAAUUGUGGCCAGCAUUCUGUCUUCUCAUGGCAUUUCACCGUAUGCCGUGGGAGCAGUAGUAUGUGCCAGUUUGGCCAUCGUUCUUAUUGUGGUGUUUGUCUUCAUAGCAUUGAAAGUGAGGCGUCGUGAAAAGCGUCUGCUUGAGCGUCUGACGCGGGUACAUGACGAAACUCUAGACGAUCAGGAAGUGGAACUGCUGGAUGACAACAUGCAGCCCAACAACUCAGAUCUGGUAGGAAUGCCAAUAGAGUACAGUAGGUUAAAACAGCAAUGGGAGAUAGCUCGAAAAGACAUCGGCUUGGGUGAUCUGAUUGCAAAGGGGACAUUUGUGGAGGUUUGGCAGGGGAGAAUGAGGAAAUUCCCACGUGGAAAUGACAUCUUGAAAGUGGCUGUGAAACGAGUUGUUGCUGAAGCCACUGAGAGGGAACGCAAGUUUUUUCUGGCAGAGUUGGAGGUGAUGAAGGCCAUCCAACCACAUCCCAAUAUCCUGCCUCUCAUUGGCUGUUAUACCGCUGGCGACCCCUGGCUGAUGGUUGUGGAGCACGCUGUGGAGGGCAGUCUAUACCAGUACCUGCAGCAGAGACGCCCUGGCAAUGGGCGCGUGCUGAUCACGUCGGGUCAUGCCGACACUGUCACCAUGAACAACGGCGGCCUCAACGCACUCAAGCUGCUCUCCCUUGCCAUCCAGAUAGUUACUGGGCUCAUACAUAUCAACAGAUAUAAGAUGAUAUUUUACCGUUUACGUUCUGCCAAUAUACUCGUCUGCAAAGGGGGAGUGUGCAAGUUGGCCGGGUUUGGUUUUACCCAUGACAUCUGUAAGAGGAACAUUUAUGAAAGUAACUCUGCACCCGUGCGCUGGAUGAGCCCAGAGUCACUGCAGGACAAUGUGUAUAACAUGAAGACGGAUGUCUGGUCGUUUGGAGUCGUCCUUUGGGAGAUCAUCAACUAUGGUCAUUUGCCAUACCCAGACAUGGGCCCCCAGGAGGUUGCAGACCGCAUACAGGCUGGAUAUCGUAUGCCCCAGCCCCAACACUGCAGUGCUGAUAUCUACAACCUGAUGUUGAUGUGCUGGGCAGAGAAUCCUGGAAACCGGCCCAGUUUUGUGGACAUCCUGCAGACACUGACACACCUUGAGAGAGCAGCAGACACCCACGUUCACAUAGACAGGCUGCCUGAGGGACUCAAGAAUGCAGACAUUGUGUCCAGUCUAGAGACCAUCGCAUAGGCAGGAGCAGCAGACAUUGUGUCCAGUCUAGAGACCAUCGCAUAGGCAUGAGCACAUCAAUUAUUAGAAAAGAUCUGUACAAUUUGUUCUUUGUUUUCUUCUUUAAAAGCCAUACACAUUCGAAGGAAAAUUAUUGCACUUGUCUGUUUGACCGUCUGUUUGUAUGAACAUCUGUCCAAAAUCUUGUGUUUUGAAAUCCUCUUUAAUGACUACAUGGAUCUCGUUCAAACUUUAACAGUUGAAUGACCUCAAUAUGUGGAUGAUAGUAAUUGAAGAUUUUUGGCUGCGACCAGUUUGAGGAGAAUUAUGGCCCUUUGUUUUUCCUCUUUAUGGCUUUUAGUCUACAGUGUUGUGUGUUAACAACUCCUCUCAAGCAGCUGUGGGGACCAACUUUUCAGACCUUAAGGAUCUUAAUGUGUAGAUGAUCUUAAGGAAGGAAUAUAAGCUGUGACCAGUUUUGCCAAGUUAAGUCGCUUUUUCUGUUUAUGUCACCGAAAUUUCAAACCCUAAAAUGGCAUUGAGUAUCUGAGAUUUUCACAUGUACAUGACCUUAAUGUGUAAAUGAUUCUAAACAAAGGACUUUGGGAAGUUUUAAAUACCUUGGUCUGUUUUUAUGCCCGCGGUAGUGUGGCAUAUAGCAGUUGAACUGUCCGUCAGUAUGUGUGUACAGAGUUAUAGAUAUUUUUUGACCCAUGGGGGUAAAUACCCACACUUUUUAAAGCAUGGGGGUAAAUGGUCAAAUUUUGCCUUGCUUGAAGGGUAAUUUGCUAAAAGUAAAACAAGAAUAUAGCCGGGAUACAGACAAGCUACUUUAAUGAUGUUAAACACAAUUAACCAUUAACUAUGUGUAUUCCUUCAUAGUAAUAGGUUUUUUAAAGUGUUUUUUUUUUUAAACUUGUAUUGUUGGCAGAUUUUACAUUUAAGACGAACUUCGUCCUCACGUCCACCACCGUGAGCCACAUACAACUUUUUUGGCAACUUUCAACAAUUCUUUUAUAAGCGUUUUAGUGUUACCUUUUUGAUUUGAAAAAAGAGGAAAUUAAACAAUUCAGAAUUGGCAGUACAAUGUUAUUACUUGAUACAACUUUUGCCGUAAGUAAUAUGUUUUGGCUUCAAAGAAGCCAUGCUGACCUCUUCAUGUAAUUUAAUAAACACAUAAGCGCUUGACUGUCUGUUAAAAAAAUCAAUACUAAAUUUACCAUGCGUCUAGAUGUUACAGAGUAUACAUACCAACUAGCUAACUUUUUUUACAAUCCAGCGCACAAAUUAGCUCUUAUGUUUACGAUCUCAUAUUUUGGCGAAAUACAAUCAGCUGUUUAUAUUUUUUGUUUACAAUGUACCCAGAGAAUUUACAGCAUUUGGGUAAGUCCAGAUUGGCUUGCUUAAAUGUACGCACAGAAAUGAUAAAUUUAGCGUAUCUUGAUAUUUCUAAUGCGUAUAUUACGCUGAUACGCAGAUUAUCUAGAACGCUGGUGUAUGUCAGUCUGUCCGUUCGUCCGAUAAAAAAAACUUUAACGUUGGCCAUAACUUUUGCAUUAUUGAAGAUAGAAACUUGAUAUUUGGCAUGCAUGUGUAUCUCAUCAAGCUGCACAUUUUGAGUGGUGAAAGUUCAAGGUCAAGGUCAUCCUUCAAGGUCAAAGGUCAAAAAAAUAAAAUAAUUCAAAGCAGCGUUCUCAUGAAGCUGCACAUUUUGAAUGGUGGAAGUUCAAGGUCAAGGUCAUCCUUCAAGGUAAAAAGAACAAAACAAUUUUCAAAGCGGCGUUCUCAUGAAGCUGCACAUUUUGAGUGGUUGAAGUUCAAGGUCAAGGUCAUCCUUUAAGGUCAAAGGUUAAAAAAAAAUAAUCAAAGCGGCGCAAUAGGGGGCAUUGUGUUUCUGACGAACGCAUCUCUUGUUGGAUUAUAAAAUAAUUAAGCCCAACAAUGUUGUAUAUUCAACUCCUAAUUAAUUUCUAGCCAGAAUUUACCCUUUCCGACUCACAAGCAAGUGAAAAUGGCUAUGUGCAAACAGCAUAAAACCAGAACAGCCUGCGAGUAACUCGCAGUCUGUUCAGGAUUUAUUCUGUUUGCUGCUUACCAGUAUCUAAUGGUUGUUUAAUUAAAUUUAACUUUAAAUUUAACUACAAAUACAUGAAAAUACGUAUUUAAGUGGUAAAGAAUUAAUACAGACUGUCACAGCUGAAUGGCCUCAAUGUGUAGAUGAUCAUGAAGAAGUGAUUUUUUUUUACCUACAAACACUUUUGUUUGAAUUAUUGUCUUUAAUUUUUCCACGGUAGAAUACCAGCAUAUAGUCCCGCAAAAUGGGUGGACUGAACUCCUCUACAACUGUUAGAAGGAUUUUGUUCAAAGUUUUAGAGUCGAACAACCUUAAUGUGUAGAAGAUCGUAAAGGAAAGAAGUUUGGCUGGGACCAGUUUCAGCAGCCAAUUGUAUAAAUCUGGAUAAAUCUUUUUGUGUGGAUAACUCUUUGUUAUUUUAAAUUUUUGGAUAUCCAAUUUGGUUAGUGAUUGUACAAAAAAUGCAUAUCUGAACAGGUGAACGUUUUAGUUAAAUUUUGGAUAAGCUGUAGCCAAGGUAUUUGACUUUGGUUAUCUUUAUCCGAAUAAAGGAUAUCUUUUGGAUUGGCUAAGGUUAUCUAUUUUUAUUUUAUGCUUUCUGGUGGUUUAUAGAGAAAUAUCAGUGAAUUAUCUUUAUCCGAAUAAAGGUUAUCUUUUGGAUUGGCUAAGGUUAUCCAUUUUUAUUUUAUGCUCUCCGGUGGUUUAUAGAGAAAUAUCAGUGAAUGAAAACUGUUAAUUUCACUGUUACAAACAGUGAAAAUUAACAGUGAAAAUUAUCGAUAAUUUUCACUGUUUACUGUGAAAUGACGUCAUUUUUUUAUGAAAUGACGUCAUUAUCCCAGCAAAAUUCUUUAGUUAAACUCCUUAACAAUGUAUAUAACCUGUGAAAAAAAGCAUAAAAUAAAAAGAAAAUGUGUUGGAUUUGGCGGAAUAUCGAUUUUAAUUCACUCUUGAUCAUAGAAAAAAUAUAUUUUCACUCGUGGGGCAAAAUAUUAUUUUCUAUGAUCACUCGUGAAUUAAAAUUGAUAAUCCACCAAAUCAAACAAAUAUCCUCUAUGUAUACGAUUGGCUGAAGGCCAUUUUUGUUUUUGUCUGCUGCAUAGAUGUGAGAUUGGUCUGUAUUCAAACAUGUGUCUUGGGGGCAUCAGUGUCUGUGACACAUGUCUAAUUAAAUAUCCAGACAGCAACUUUGUUUUGUUAAGACAUUAAAUUACCCACUUGUUUAACCUUUUCCCACUCAGUGGGAAGCAAAACGAAAAUGGCUAUGUGUAAACAGCAUAAAACCAGAACAGCCUGCGAGUUACUCACAGUCUGUUCAGGUUUUAUGCUGUUUGCUGAUAAUCAAUAUCUAAGGGUUGGAAAUGAAGCCUUUUAAACUUGAAUCUAGUAAGAAAGGUCUUAAAUUAAAUUUAACUUCCUAAGGGACUUCACAUGCAUCAAAAUACUUAUCUAAGUUUGUAAGGGCUAAUGAAAUAUUAUUCAAGAUAAAAGAUACUAUUUGUGGUUUAAAGAUUAUUUUAAUCAAAGUUUAUCAUUCCUAAAACCAUUAUUGUGUUUGAUUCCUUCGGAUAACAUAAAUUAAUUUACAAUAAAAUGUCUUCGCUCGAAGCAAAACAGACAUUUUUGUAGCACUUUUGUGCCUAACAAGAAAUGAUUUAAAAAUCUUUUUGUAAAAACAAAUGAAUUUUAAAAUUGUGUGGACAUUUGAUUUAAUAAAAACAACAACAUAGGAUCCAAAGAAAGAAACCUAAGGCAAAAAAGCAUUAUCAAUUUCAGAAAUGCUACUGUCUCAAAUCUUGUUUCAAUGAGUUGGUUUAAUAACUCAUAUUUCAUUUUAAUUGGACACCAAACGUUUAUGGUGUUUUCUUAUGUAUUCAAUGUGGGUAUUUAUUGUCUCAAAUUUGUGUUUGUUAUUAAAUUACAUUCGUUACUUUACAUACGUGUAAAGCUUGUUCUGAGUUACUUGUGUUGCAUACAAACACACAUAUAAUAAGUAUUGAUUAUACAUUGCUAUUGUGUGUGUGUGUGUUUUAUAUCCAAACUUCAAAUAUUUGACAAUUGUUAUAACACAAUCUGAAAUGAAUCUAUUACACCCAGAUGUUAUGAUAUAUUUAUUCUAUGUUUAAAAAAGAGAAGGGUUUAUCUUUUAUCACAAUGUAAAUAUAUUAAUAUUGUGACACAGGCUUGAUGCAGAUUAUAAAACUUAAUUGGUGCAGCUGAUUUAAUAUGCUAUUCUUUGUUAAUUAAAGAAAACAUACACAUAUGAUUUACUGAAGUUUAUGAUAUUUUUGUUUUGCAUUUUCAUUGUAUUUUUAUUGAAUAUUUCCGCAGAAUUACAUUGUAAAAGUUAUUACAAGCGUUUAUCUUGGCAGUAUAGUUGCCAGAGAUGUGUUUAUAUUAUUAUGAAUAUGUAAUAUAUGGCAAAUGUGCAAUUGAUUUUGUAAUAUAAGUAUUAGAAUGCUUAAUUGGCGUUUUGGUGGUUUAUUUAUUUUUUACUAUUGUACAUUUUUAUUAUCAGUUUUAGUUAUAGCUUUUCUAAAGUUUGUAUACAGCAUAAAAGUUUAAUCUGGAAUAAAUGUUGUAUUAACACAUUUUCUAACGAGGGUAAUUUGGUGAGCUAGUAUAAGCUGCUCUAAUAGAUGUACAAUUUUUAUUUAUUUUAUGUGUUAACCAACAUUUACUUACUUAAAUUCAGUGUAUAUUAUUUGAUUUUCUGAGUAUUGACUUAAACACACACUAGUGAAAAACGAAAACUUAUUAACGUAAUGUUAAACACGUUGUAUUGCUACGUUUUUAUUAUUAAUUUGUAAUAUAAAUUGUAGUGUUUUUUUGCUAUUUAUGUGUUGUUUAUGAAAUAAUUUGAUGAUGUUUCUAUGACAGACAAAGUGCAUAUAUGAUGAAGAAAAAUUAAUGGAGAAUGACACAUUGCUCAAACAUGAAAAUUUAUUUCAAGUGUAAGAUUGGGACUAUACAAGGGUACCAUUUUAGGAUAAUUACAUACAAUUGUUAAAGAGAUAUUAUCUAUAAUGCCACAGUUGAAUAAUAAUUGGAACCUUGUUAUUUCUGGGACCUAGAACAAUAAAAUAAUUUGAAUUUCACAUGUAUGUACGUGCAGAUUAGCACAUUAUUAAUAUCACAAUCAAUAAUAUAUGAAGGUAAACACACAUUUAAGUCCAUAAUAUGUUUAAGUGUUAAGGCAAAUGUUGAUUAACUCAUGAGAUAUCACAUCUGUAAAACUAAGUUCCAUGCAGGUAGUAAAACCUGUAUUCAAUCAUCUGUAUGUUAAUAAAUGUUUAUAGUGUAGCAAAAACCAUUCCAUGUAAAUUUAGUGCAGCAGGAUAUAUUUAAUAACAUUUUGUUCCAUAGUAUGUCAGAUUUAAGUUUUCAGUGUUGUGGAACGUUUAGGAUUCCCAUGUUUGUGAUGCAUUUUAUUCGAUAACAUAUCACUUGGUGUUGUUCUGCUAGUGGUUAUUGUCCUGUGUUGUGAGGAUGUACAUUUGUUUUGUAUGUGCUGAACUGUACAUAGUUGAAAUACACCGUACAUAUUUGCAAUGCACCAUACAUAGUUGCAAUGCACCAUACAUAGUUGCAAUGAACCAUACAUAGUUGCAAUGAACCGUACAUAGUUGCAAUGAACCGUACAUAGUUGCAAUGAACCAUACAUAGUUGCAAUGAACUGUACAUAGUUGCAAUGAACUGUACAUAGUUGCAAUGAACUGUACAUAGUUGCAAUGAACUGUACAUAGUUGCAAUGAACCGUACAUAGUGCAAGGGAGUUAAGUUUUUGUUCUGAUUGCAUAAGUUUUGUAUUUAAGAAUUGAAUAGAAUUAUCAGCAUUUCAUCAGUGUUUGAAGGGGUUUAUGCAUAAAUGAAGGGUUAUUAUUCUAGAUAAACUGCUGGAAUGAAGAAAAUUGCUAUUCAAUACUGACAAUAGUACUUAUUGUACAAUAAUUAGCGGUAUUUUAAACGAUAGAAAUUUGUCCCCUGUCGUAAGAACCUCAUUACAAUUUUGGUUUCAAAGAAGUUUUUUGAAUAUAUAACAACAAGGCUGUGGAUUAAAAAAUGUAGUGGUUUCUAUAGAUCUAGUUACUUUUUAAUGAUUUGAAGAAAAAUUAAUCUUAAUGUGAUGUACAAUUAGAUAUGCAUUAAGUUACUUGUGUCUGUGAUUUCAUGCAACUUGGAAAACAAAUUUAUUAUUUGACAAGAGAGUUCUGCAAUUUUAUGGAGACAGCUAUCAUACUUUUUACAAAUGUGGUAAAAUUGCAAAUGCAGCUUUUAUUUUCAAGUCAUAAUUAAUAAGGACUAUGCUACAUGUAGAAUGUGUACAUCAAUUAGAUUUUAGUCUAUUUUAACAUGACAUUGAUGAUGUUUCACAUGAUGACAACUAAACUGUUUCACAUGAUGGAGUGUAAAUGUUCACAUCUGGUCAUAAGCAAUAUAACAAAGUUUUCAUUUUUAGCCCACCUGAGCACAACGUGCUCAUGGUGAGCUUUUGUAGUCGCUUUUUGUCCGUCGUCUGUCGUGCGCCGUCAACAUUUGCCUUGUUAACUCUCUAGAGGCAACAUUUAUUGUCAGAAGAUUCAUCCCAAUAAUAUCUUGGACGAGUUUGAAAAUGAUGCCGGUUGGUUGAAAAACAUGGCCUCCAGGGGAUGGGGCAUUUUUCCUUAUAUGGCUAUAGUAAAUCCUUGUUUACACUCUAGAGGCCACAUUUAUUUUCCGAUCUUCAUGAAACUUGGUCAGAAGAUCUGUCCCAAUAAUAUCUUGUUAUCUCAGGUGAGUGACUUUGGGCCUUUCAGGCCCUCUAGUUGAUUAGUUUUCUUGCAUAUGAUAUAUAGUUUGUAAAACAGCUUUCUUUGUAAGGUAUGCACCAAAAUUGAUUUGGUAAAAUUAGAAUUGGUGUUUAAAAGACAUGCUUCUGUAAUUUUAUUUGCAUGUUUGUAAUUUAUAAAUUUACAGUUGUCGGUUGUUUCCAUAUUAAAAUAAUGUUCAUAGUCUUGAAGGUUAUUUAUUUCAUGAUUAAGUCUAUUAGAAUUUUUUAUAAUGGCCACUUUGUCUCUACCUCUAUUAAUAAUGAGUGCAAUCUGAUAUGUUUUCUUAUAUUAAGAAUGUGACGGGUGUCAUGCGAAAAUGGGUAUUAUGUCAUAUGCAGCCUGGUCAGGAGAUACCCUGCCAGCUAACGAGAACACAAAAGCAUGCGUUACUUAAUUUUACCCUUUCCCACAUAGAUAGGUUAUUGACCCAUUUGUAGUCCCUUAGAAAGUUACACUUAAUUAAAUACCUUUCUUACUAAAUUCAAGUUUUACUUUCCAACCCUUGGUUAAUGAUGAGCAGCAAACAGCAUAAAACCUGAACAGACUGCAAGUUACUCGCAGGCUGUUCUGAUUUUAUGCUGGUUGCAAGUCAUUUUCACAUUGAUUCUUAUGGGGGAAAAUGUACACAGAGGGCAGCGUAGCAUGUUAUCAGACUGCACGAUUGUGCAGACUGGUCUAUAGCUACACUGGCCGCAUAUUCAUAAGACCCAUUUUUGCAUGAUGCUGCUUAUAUAUACAUUCUUGUAUUUAUGCUACUAGUCUUCCUCAAAAAUUGUUGUGUGACUGCACUUUUGUAAGGAAGAGUUUUUAACCAAAUGUUAUGUUAAAUGGGUGUUGUGUUCAAAUUUUGUUCUCUGUACUGAAUGAUAUUUCCAAUUUAAUGUUUUUGUUUGCACCAUUUUUCUGAUGUUUUUGCUUUUUAUGUCAAAAUAAAGUGGCACACUUA